This is a messenger RNA of Brassica oleracea var. oleracea, 976 nucleotides long. Its product is annotated as protein MIZU-KUSSEI 1-like. Lineage: Eukaryota; Viridiplantae; Streptophyta; Magnoliopsida; Brassicales; Brassicaceae. The record is from RefSeq and is a predicted model, not a curated record. Bases 85 to 837 code for a protein of 250 amino acids. Gene Ontology annotation, biological process: hydrotropism. The transcript has a single exon.
CCAAACUUGCUCUUCUUCACACCAAAUAUUACAAUAUUAUCUUCUUCUUUAAUUUCCCUCUCAAGUACCUCAAAAAAAAAAACCAUGAGAACUAUGGUUGAUUUAGGAAAGCAAAGAGGUCGUCAUCACAUGCAAACCAUAAAUACUGCGACUACCCUCGACUGCGCUAGUGAACUCCGUCACCGACGAACUCUCCGUUCAUUCAUCGAAUGCAUGCUCCCAUACUGUUGCACUUACCAACAACCUUCUCCUUCAUACCAAAAGGACACCGUUUCAGUCUCUUCCUCUUCUUCGUCCUCUUCCUCUUCAGACCAUUCCUCCUCCUCCUCACAUAGUAACAGCAUAGUUAGUGGAACUUUCUUCGGCCACCGUCGUGGAAGAGUCAGUUUCUGCCUCCAGGAGGACGCCUCCGUGGGAUCUUCGCCGCUUCUCCUCCUUGAACUAGCUGUUCCCACGGCGGCUUUAGCCAAAGAGAUGAAUCAAGCAGGUGUUCUACGCAUAGCCCUCGAGUGUGACCGUCGUCGAAGCACAAACAGCAGCAACAGUCGAGUGUCGUCGAUCUUUGACGUUCCUGUGUGGUCGAUGUACUGCAACGGAAGGAAGAUGGGGUCUGCUGUGAGGAGAAAGGUGACGAAGAACGACGCCGUUUUCUUUAAGACGAUGCAGUCUGUUUCGGUCGGAGCUGGAGUUGUGCCGUUGGAUGAGGAGGAGCAGACGCUUUACUUGAGAGCCAAGUUCGAGCGAGUCACUGGGUCGAGUGACUCGGAAUCGUUUCAUAUGAUGAAUCCUGGUGGUAGUUAUGGACAGGAGCUUAGUAUAUUUCUUUUGAGAUCGUGAGAUUGAGGGUUAGAUUAUAAUAAGUUUCUUGUCUUGUUACUGUUUUUUUUCUUAGUUCAUGUAUAUUGUAAAGUAAAACUACCAAAAUGGUAUAAUAUGUAUAUGCAAUUUAUCAUGUGUGUUUCUCUCCAAAAUGUAU